Molecule: messenger RNA, 6853 nt
Organism: Camelus dromedarius (Arabian camel)
Lineage: Eukaryota; Metazoa; Chordata; Mammalia; Artiodactyla; Camelidae
Gene: SHROOM3
Product: shroom family member 3
Exons: 11
Coding region: 239-6235 (1998 amino acids)
Biological process (GO): actin filament organization
Cellular component (GO): adherens junction; apical junction complex; cortical actin cytoskeleton
Molecular function (GO): actin filament binding
Source: RefSeq, a predicted model, not a curated record
AUUGGAAAUUCCAGGAUGAGAAUUUACAUUCAGAGAUGUUGAAUUGGAAAAUCCUCCUGGUUCAGGAUCUUGCAGUUAAGCUUGGAAGGACAUUUUACAACUGAAAGAAUUAUUUUCUGAAAACUUCCCUUUUGACUGGCGUGCAUCCUGAAGGGUGGAAUAAUGUGCGGUAGAGCCACUGCUUUCCUGAAUCUGCUCCAGGCAUUUAAACUUUAACUCGAGGGAUCAUGUAUUUGGCAUGAUGAGGACCACAGAGAACUUCGAGGAGCCUAGUGCCACACUAAACCCUAACAGGACCCCCAGGGGAAGGUACAUUUAUCUGGAAGCGUUCCUGCAGGGAGGAGCUCCCUGGGGUUUUACUUUGAAAGGUGGCCUGGAGCACGGAGAACCAUUAAUCAUCUCUAAGAUCGAAGAAGGGGGCAAAGCGGACCUGGUGAGCUCCAAACUUCGGGCCGGGGAUGAGGUGGUGCACAUCAACGAGGUGGCGCUGAGCAGCUCCAGAAGGGAGGCCGUUUCCCUGGUGAAAGGAUCCUACAAGACCCUGAGGCUGGUGGUGCGCAGAGAUGCGUGUGCAGACCCAGGCCCUGUAGAUACUGGCACCUCUGACUCCUUCAGCCCGGAGCACCUCACCUCUGAUACCCCACACAGGAGAGCAGCAUGGUCAGGAGGAGUUAAACUGCGGCUGAAGCACAGGCGCAGUGAACCUGUGGGCCGACCUCACUCCUGGCAUUCAACCAAAUUUGGAGACAGCCAACCCGAUGCCAGCAUGAUGCAGAUAUCUCAGGGCACGAUUGGCACUCCUUGGCCCCAAAGCUACCAUUCCAGCUCCUCUACCAGUGACCUCUCCAACUAUGACCAUGCUUAUCUGAGGCGGAGCCCUGACCAGUGCAGCUCCCAGGGGAGCAUGGAGAGCCUGGAGCCCAGCGGAGGAUAUCCGCCCUGCCACCUUCUCUCCCCGGCCAAGUCCACCAGCAGCAUCGACCAGCUCAGCCACCUCCAUAACAAGAGAGACUCGGCUUACAGCUCCUUCUCCACCAGUUCUAGCAUCCUUGAGUAUCCACCCCCGGGCGUCUCUGGCCGGGAGCGCUCAGGCUCCCUGGACACCAUUUCUGCUCGAGGUGGCCUCCUAGAAGGGAUGAGGCAGGCAGACAUUCGCUAUGUCAAGACAGUCUAUGACCCCCGGAGGGGAGUCUCGGCCGAGUAUGAGGUGAACUCUUCAGCCCUCCUUCUCCAAGCUAGGGACACCCGAGCAUCCACAGAUGGUCAGGGCUAUGAUAAAUGGCAUAAUGUUCCUCGGGGCAAGGGAGCGCCACCUGCUUCCUGGAGCCAGCAGUGCCCCAGUUCUUUGGAGACCGCUGCUGACCACUUGCCUCCUAAAGUGGGCGCACCUCUGCCCCCGGCUCGGAGUGACAGUUAUGCCGCCUUUCGGCAGCGGGAACGGCCCGGCUCUUGGUCCAACCUCGAUCAGAAACGGUCCUGCCGGCCUCAGGCCAACUCUGCAGGCGCCCUGAAAUCUCCCUUCAUGGAGGAACAGCUGCAUACGGUGCUAGAGAAGAGUCCAGAAAACAGCCCCCCCGUGAGGCCCAAGCAUAAUUACACGCAGAAGGCCCAGCCUGGCCAACCUCUGCUGCCAACUGGCAUCUACCCGGUACCUGCCCUGGAGCCACACUUUGCCCAGGUGCCCCAGUCUUCCGUAAGUAGUAAUGGCACGCUCUACCCUGCACUGGCCAAGGAGGGCGGGUACACCACUCCCCAGGGAGUUUGCGACAAGAUGGCUGCCCUUGACGAGAAUGGGAACCAAAAUGGCUCUAGCAGGCCUGGCUUUGCCUUCUGCCAGCCCCUAGAACAUGACUCCGUGUCCCCAGUAGAGAGGAGACCCGAGACUUCAGCCAAAUGUGUCCCCUACAAAGUCCAUUUCCCUUCAGUGCCUGAAAACGAGGAGGAGACCUCCCUGAAGAGACACCUCACACCUCUCCAGUGUGACAGCCCACUUCCCAGUGAGAGAAAGAGCUCCCACGGCAACAAGUACUCUCAUUACCAUGGCCUCCAGUCCCCUCAGGCUCAGGCCUGGCACGUGGGUGAAGACAAGCGAUCUUUCACGCCCUCAGAGCCUUGGGAGGGGGAUUUUCAUGAAGACCAUAAUGCCAACAUCCAGCGGAGGCUCGAGAGAGGCAGCCUAGGCCAGAGCAUGCCAAGCAACUUUGGCAAGACCAAAUCUGCCUUCUCCUCCCUCCAGAACAUUCCUGAGAGUCUAAGAAGGCAGAGCAGCCUAGAUUUAGGAGGGGGAGCCCAGGAUGUAUACCUGGAUGGCCGGCCGACUUGUGCAGUCAAUGCCAAGGCAGAGGACUCUGGAAGGAAAGUUGUUCCUGAUCACAGGAGCCACCUGGACAGGUCAAUUUCUUGUCCAAGGCCGGAGGGGAGAACUAGUGCCUUGGCUUCUUUCCACAGUUCAGACCCAGGGUAUGAAGAGCCGCUCUCCCCACGCCCCCAGGAGACAUGGAGCCUGGGCCGAAGGAGGCUCAGCUCCAGCAGCGCCUCGACUUUGCAGGGCUUUCAGUACGGGAAGCCCCACUGCUCAGUGCUGGAGAAGGUUUCCAAGAUCGAGCAGCGAGAGCAAGGGAGCCAGAGACCCCCAAGUGCGGGCAGCAGCUCGAGUUAUGCCUAUAACCACAGGCCCAACAGGACAUUUCCAACUUCCAAUCCUUUGGAAGAGACAAAAGCCCACAUCCGUUUUUCCGAAUCCACUGAAUCCCUAGGCAGUGGGGAGCAGCACUUCAAAAACGAGGAGCCAAAGUCAGGAGAGGCUUCCUGGCAGCCGUGUGGUCAACAGCCGAGGCGGGGUCCUGAAGGCGGCCGGGGCCCCCAACUACGGGCCGGAGAACCCACCAGGCGGGACACUCGCCUACUCCGCAGCCAGAGCACCUUCCAGCUCUUCAGCGAGGCCGACAAGGAGGCUGUCUGGCGGGACGAGAGGCCUGGCACGCCCAAGUCGCCUGAGUCGCCAGUGCCAGACGCCCCCUUCAGCCGCGCCUAUCGGAAUAGCAUCAAGGAUGCACAGUCCCGUGUCCUGGGGGCCACCUCCUUUCGACGCCGGGACCUCGAGUUGGGGACGCCCGUGGCUUCCAGGCCCUGGCAGCCGCGACCUGCAUCGGCCCAUGUGGCGCUGCGGAGCCCCGAGGCGCGUGUUUCCACCUCCCCGCACACCCCGCGGGAGCGGCACAGCGUGACCCCGGCCGAGGGCGACCCAGCCCGGCUUGCGCCCCCCGCCGCGCGGAGAGGGGCACGCCGGCGCCUGACCCCUGAGCAGAAGAAACGCUCUUACUCGGAACCCGAGAAGAUGCACGAGGUGGGGGUCUUGGAGGAGGCCGAUCCGGCGACCCCGGGCCCUCCGAGGAAGGGGCCGCAUUUCGCCGAGAACUCGGUGGCUGACCGGCGCCGUAUCUUCGAGCGCGACGGCAGGGCGUGCUCGACACUCAGCCUGUCCGGGCCCGAGCUGAAGCAGUUCCAGCAGAGCGCCCUGGCCGACUACAUUCAGCGCAAGACCGGCAAGAGGCCCGCCGCCGGCCUCCAGGAGCCCCGGCCGCUGCGGGAGCGCGCCCAGAGCGCCUACCUCCAGUCCUCGCCCGCGACGCCCGAGGGCCCCGGCCUCGCUGCGGCCUCCAGCCUCUCCUCGCUGCGGGAGCCCAGCCUGCCGCCCUGCAGGGAGGCCACCCACCUGCCGGCCGCCGCAGUGGGGGGUGGCGGGGAGCCCUCGCGGGUCCCUCGAGAUCGCAGCAGCUCCUUCGCCGGUGGCCGCCUCCUUGGGGACCGGCGCCGUGGGGACCAAGCCCCAAGAGAGCUGCUCGGUGGAGCUAACGGCGGGCCAAAGGGCCCCCAGAGGCUGGACCGGACCCCUGGGGAGCCCUCCUCGUGGGGGGCCGUGGCCGGGAGGGCUGGGAAGUCCAUGUCGGCCGAGGAUCUGCUGGAGCGCUCAGACGUCCGUGCCGUCCCUGUCCACAUGAGGUCACGGUCAUCUCCCAUCGCAGACAAGCGCCAGGAUGUGCUUUUGGGGGACAGCAGUGGCUUUGGUCGUGUGAAGGAUCCAUGUUAUUUGCCUGAGCCAGGACCCAGGUCAUUCAGCUGUUUCGAAAGAGGCCUUGAAGAGAUGCCAUCGCUCAGACACCAUCCCAGCCCUCGUUGGGGGAGUUCAGGCUGCAAAGCAGGUGGCAGUGCUUCCGUGGCCAGCGAGGGUCCUGGAGCUCCGGACCCUCCGAGGCCUGCUGGCCGAACGCCUUGCCCCCAGCCGCUGCCCAGUGGAGCGCAGGGGCAUCUCCCAGACCCCCAGGCUGCGCCCCUGAGCCCGCUCGGCUCAGCCCCGCCUGCUCCUGGCCCCUUGAGCACUGGCAGUGACGAGCAGCAGCCUCCGCCACCCAGCACCCCAGCAGGGACCCCCAGAAGCAGCGGGCCCGGCAGCCCGGAGCGCGGGCGGGAAGCGGGAGCAGGGAAGCGGGCCUCACCGCCCUGGCUGACGCGGGCCCACGCGGUCAGAGAGGACAGAGAGGACAGCCUCCCCGGGGAGCCCGCGGCGCCCGCCUGCGCCGACCUGAAGCCCCGCACGAAGCCGCAGGACCUCCCGAGCCCCAGCAGCACUUCCGACCCAGACACGCCUCUCAGGGCCCCCAGCUCCCCGGGUAGGGUCUCCCUCCGGAUAUCUGAAUCUGCGUUGCUGGCCUCCCCGCUGCCUCCGGAGGACUAUGACAACGACGAGGUGUUCGUGAGGGACCUGCGCCCCACCUGCCAACCAGCGCCUCUCCCACCCCCGCCUCCUCCGCCCAGACCCAGCGACGAAGCCCCGGCCGACAGCCUGGACGACUUCCCUCCGCCUCCUCCCCAAGCUAUGUUCCAGGCCCAGUGGGACAGUGAGGGCUACUGUGAGCCCCACACCAGCAGCUCCAGCAAACUUGCCAAGGUGACAGUUGCCAAGGAAAGGCCCAUGCCUGGUGCAGCCCAUUUGGUUGAUAGUCAGAUACUGGCUUUGGCUUCCAGAUCCCAAACUUCUAUCAAGAGUUCAGAGGCCAAUGAGCCCAACUCGCUCUCCGCCACCGGUGCUCUGCCUCAGCCUGCUGGGUCUCUCAGCAAGCAGCCAAGCCCAGGGCAGCCACCUCCCAUCCAGACGCAACGCCUCGUCCAUGACCCAGUCAGUGGGCCUCAGGGUUUAGAAAAGAAUGUCAGUUCUGGUCCUCAGAAGACCUCAGAAGACAUCAGAACAGAGGCUCUGGCCAAGGAAAUUGUCCACCAAGACAAAUCUCUGGCAGACAUUUUAGAUCCAGACUCCAGAAUGAAGACAACUAUGGACCUGAUGGAAGGUUUGUUUCCCCGAGAUACUAACUUGAUGCAGGAAAACAGCAUAAAGAAGAAGGCCAUGCAGAAAAUUGUCAGCUUCCCAGGAUGUGAAGCCAAGAGGAGUGAAGACAAGGAAGCGGUGGGCAGGUUGGUCAACUGCCCUGCCUACUACAGUGUGUCUGCUCCCAAGGCUGAACUUCUGAAUAAAAUCAAAGAUAUGCCAGAGGAAGUGAAUGAGGAAGAGGAGCAGGCAGAUGUCAAUGAAAAGAAGGCAGAGCUCAUUGCGAGCCUCACUCACAAGCUGGAGACCCUCCAGGAGGCGAAGGGGAGCCUGCUCAUGGACAUCAAGCUCAACAAUGCCCUGGGGGAGGAGGUGGGGGCCUGGAUCGGCGAGCUCUGCAAGCCCAACGAGAUUGACAAGUACAAGAUGUUCAUUGGGGACUUGGACAAGGUCGUGAACCUGCUGCUCUCCCUCUCGGGGCGCCUGGCCCGCGUGGAGAAUGUCCUCAGCGGCCUUGGUGAAGAUGCCAGUGACGAGGAAAGGAGCUCUCUUAAUGAGAAGAGGAAGGUCCUGGCUGGGCAGCACGAGGACGCCCGGGAGCUCAAGGAGAACCUGGACCGACGGGAGCGUGUGGUGUUGGACAUCCUGGCCAAUUACCUCUCAGAGGAGCAGCUCCAGGAUUACCAGCAUUUUGUGAAAAUGAAGUCCACGCUCCUCAUCGAGCAGCGAAAGCUGGACGACAGGAUCAAGCUGGGCCAGGAGCAGGUCAAGUGUCUGCUGGAGAGCCUCCCCGCGGACUUCGUCCCCAAGGCAGGCACCCUGGCUCUGCCCCCGGACCUCGCCAGCGACCUGACUCCUGUGGGGGGGUGUCCUGCUAGUGGUACUUUGCCAACAGUAGCCUCUCCACUUUAACCUCUCCUGCAGUCCCCCCCCUAAAGAUCACCCCUUCUCUCAACACUAUUUAAUCCGAAAAGCGUUUCAGUACAAGCCACCCUUUCAACUGUAUGGGUUAUUGGGGGUUUUCUGGAUAAAAGGAAAGCAUUCUAUCCGGGAAAAAGCCUGUGUUUUCCCUCUCGCCCUUCAUGAUUGAUCUUCUAAGAGCUUGAAUGCUGCUGGGAACUUACUCCUUUCUAUUGUUACUUCGUAGUAGAAAGAAGAUUAAUGAAACUGAGAACUGAUUGGAGGGUGUUCGGUUGAUCGUUGAGCUUUUCACAGGCUGAGGCAACCUGGGUCGGUGUGUGUCGCCCUGGGAAUGCACCCGCAGGGGCCUUCCUUGCUUGGGGGCAGCGUGUCCCGACAGCAGGGACAAGUGCUUAUUACGGAAGGGCCUGCAGCAUAAAGCCUUAAAAAGAAACACACAGAGAAGAAACUGUCAGACCUUGAACUCUGCUAUUUAUAUUUUUAAAAAUGAAAAAGAUCAUCAUUUGUGUGCUAACCCUUUAUUUGAUUCUGUUGUGUGGUGACCAUAGACAGCUACGUUUGAGCUUUGUAUUUUGUGAAAACCUUAAUUAAUGAAGAAUUCCAAAGAUA